UGGCCGCUCUGCCGCGGCGCAGGUACACAGGUCGAACGGUCAGUCGUAGUCAGUCGGUCUGGCGACAGAUAGGGAUAAGGGUGAGCCGCUGCGCAGGGACCGCGGGACGAGGCAGAGUUUACGCGUUGGGUUCGAAUGAGGAACGGUAGCAGGUUCGGGGAGUUGGUGACAGAAACACGGAGAGAGAGAGAGGGAGAGACGGGAAUACCGUGACCGAGGAGACGGAACCGAGUUCCGGAUGAGAUUAGGGCCAGCCACGAGGCAUUGAGGCAGGACUACCGGGCCGACAGGAACGGGGAGAGCAACUGUCAGCCAGCCGAUUCCACCGGGCGCUGCAUCUGCCGCACAAAAGCACAGCUUGCGCACUGUUGAGCCGCGUUACCGAGCUACUUGCGCGUACCGCCGAACUCUGCCCGCUCGGUCAUCCCUGCCGAGCCAGUCGAGAGCUUUCGCGCGGAGUGUUUACGUCGUCGGCGCGGGUAAAUACGCACGCUCCUCCCUGCUACCGGGGCUCCCGGUUCGUUCGUUGGUUCGCCCGUUCGUUCGUAGGUGCGCGAUCCUCGGUUCCCUCGAUCCUCGCGAUCGGAUCAGCUGGCGGAGAGCCCCGUCGAUCCUUCGAGCGGUCCUCGCCGCGGAUACAUGUGACGGUCGCCGCGUAGAUCGUCGCCAGUGCAACUACUCUCGCCCCCUGUCCCGCGUACUCGUGUUCGUUUCGCGAUCGUGCGUCGAUUAAUCGCUCAGCAGGAUACUUCUUCUGGAUAUACUCUGUUCGUGUCGGUCUUGGAGACUCGCGGGAACUUUCUCGUGAUCGUCGCGUGUGUCCCGGACAAACCGAAGGGAAGCGAGUGCGGAGAAGAGAGUUUCUGUGCUGUGUCAUGAGAACUGCCAGGUUCCUUCGCCACUGACUGUGCGAUUCUUCUCGGAGCCGAUACCCGGUGGUCGUUCGAGUCGCGAUCGAACCGCGUGCCGCUCGAUUACUCCCGUCGACGAUCGUCGUCUCGCGGACGUCUCCGCCGAGCAGCCGGGGCGACGCGCCGGAGCGCGCGUAAACGCGGACUGGUUCUUUCCUCGAUCUCGGUGAACAUUCGUGCGGCAAAGUGACCACCACGAAGUGCAACGACGACAACACCAUACAACCUCGUGACGUGAUCGUCAGCAUCAAUGAUAAACGGAACCAGAGCAUCGAAUUGAGGACAAUCGCCGACCUCUCCAACGCCAAGAACAAUAGCUCUACCGAGCAGCCGGACGGUAGCAAGCAGAUUCUGACCACCAGUCUGACGCGUCACUAUGCUUCAGUGAUGGAGGGCGAGGGCACGCUGGGCCGCAGCCACGGGAACGGGGGCCGUGGACUGCGCCGUCAACGGUCCCUGGAAUGGCGAGAGAGGCGCGGUUACGGGGCCAGUGCCCAAUCGAGCAGCGACGACGAAGAGAACUCCCGUCACGCCGUCACGGCCGCCGCCGCUUCGUCCGCUGCUAGAGGCGCCCGGAGUCCAGGCCAGGUUCUCGCUUCUCUCCUGGCGCAGCAGUAUGGAAGUGUUGGCGAUCGGUCAUAUCGCACUGGUUCCGACACGGAAGGCGCCGCGACCACCGACAACCCGACAACACCAUUCCCAACGCCGCCGCCAACCUUGACGCCGAAUCAUCGGCAGGCAUCACCGUUCCCUCUGGAAAGCACCAAUUCUCGCCGGCAUCAUUACAACGGGAGCAUAUCAUCGGAGAGAUCCCGCAACGGCAACGGCGAAACGGUGUACGCGGCGCCGUCCAAAAAGACGAACACCGGCGGUGGGACCUUAGGGCGAAGAACUCGGCGAGGUCACGCAAGCGCUUUGAGCAGCAGCUCGACGGCGAGCGACCGUUCCGAGACCGUCUUCCCCGACGAGCACUCUCGCAUGCAUCUCACCAAUGACACGGGCAGAGAUUCUCCGCCGGAACCAGCGCCGCCGGAAGUUCCGCCGCGCGGCCCGUCUCUCCACGCGACUCACACUCUGCGUACGCAGCAAAAUCGAAAUGGCUGCCCGCCGAACGCCACUGGGAACUACGCCGUGCCAACAGAACAGAUGCAGUCGGAGAAGUAUUCGGAGUACUUGAUGUCAGGAAGUCCGCGGAGCUACCCGGCCCGGUCUCCGGGGGUGGCGACCACGCCAACCGUGACCAGCGAGCGAGGCAGCCUGUCGUUGUCGUUGCCUUGCAAGCGGCAAUACCUGGUGAAAUACAAACGGAAGGAGGGCAGGCAGGCCGAGGAACGGGGCUCCGCGUGGCCCGGUCUCUCCGACGAUCGUCGUAAAAAGUGUGCAACGGUGAAGGGUAACGGUGGAUUCGGCGACUACUCGGCCGCGGGCGAGUUCGAGGUCUGGGGCGACGAUCAGCACGCGUCGGAUGGUGUAGAUCGCCAGGGGAGGCCGCCUUCGCGGCAGCAACGAUGCGAAGGCGGUUCGUCGCUGAGACCGUUGCUACACGUUACCCACCACUGUGAGCUCCACUCGCCCCGCGAGCCCGAGCUGCUCCGGCUGGACCAUCUCGAGGCCCUCGAACACAAGUCCGCCGACCACGAUUCCUACACCAUGAUGGAGAACUUUCGCAGCCCCGUGCCGCCGCCGCUCCCGCGACGCCACGUCCG
Nomia melanderi (Alkali bee) is the source of this 2617-nucleotide messenger RNA. The record is from RefSeq and is a predicted model, not a curated record. Lineage: Eukaryota; Metazoa; Arthropoda; Insecta; Hymenoptera; Halictidae.